UUAACAAGUUAAUGAAGCUGAAAAAAUAUUUAUUCUUAUUUAAAAUAUAUAUUUUAUGCUUUUAUUAUAUCAAACUUGUAUAUGUAAAAAGGGACUUCAAAAAUGAUUUUUAUAGCUGUUAUAUUUCUAUGUCAAACUUUACAGUUUUCUGAGUCCUCGUUUAAUGUAAAGAUCUAUCUUGAAACAUUUAAUAUUAGUGGAUCAGCUGGUCGUGAUUAUAAAAGAGAUUGUUGUUCAAAAUAUUUUUGCGAUAAAUUAUGUUUAUUUAAAUUUGAAAUAUGUUAUGGUACAAGUUCGCUCCACUGUUUCCUUUCAAAUACAUUCGUUGAAAAUGAGAAAGCCAGAAUUACUAGUUUAAAACUAGUUUCAUCAAGUAACAUGACGAAACCGUUAGAUGCUAACAUGGCAAACCCAUUGAUUCUUAGAUCGUCGUCAUUAAAGGUGACCUUUAAUUUAAGCAUAAACAUUUAUAAUCAAAAUGUCGACCCACCUAGUUUGUUUAAUAGUUUAUCAGCGCAAUUUUCACUUGACUCGAUUGGUGAUAGAAAACUAAGUUUAUUUGGUGGAUUGAGUAAAAGGUUUAAAAACGAGUUAUCAUUUACAGCAAGUUUAAACUGUGAUGAUAACAUAAAACCAUCUGAUUGCGUUGAUAAGCUAUGCGUGGAGCAUGACGACGAUAUCAAUGGACAUUAUACUUGCGAUAAAAACGGAACUAUUAUCUGCAAAAAUGGAUGGCAUGACCCAUCAAAGUACUGCCGUUCAGUUUCAUCUCAACAACCUUUCUCAAAAGUGGGUUGCUUUAAUGACUUUGGAUCAAUCUCUGGAAAACGACCUUUUCCCAAUUAUGUUAAUUACCGUUCUUUGAUUGACUGGAGCAACCAAAAAACUAGCUUUGAAAAUAUAACAAUGCUGUGUUCUUCUUAUGCUAAAAACAAUGGGUUUGAAUACUUUGGAAUUGAAUUUUGGGGUGAGUGUUGGACUGGUGCAACAACUGAUAUAAACUAUGCUCGAGACGGAGAAUCUAAUCGAUGCUGGCCAACUCCAGAUAAAAAUUUGGGUCCAAUGCUUGUUGGACAAGACUCAACCAUUAUGGUUUAUAAACGCAAUUAACAGAAUUAAUAAAUGUUUUAACAAAAGAUGAAAACAAUUGAAGCAAAAUGAAGUAAAGAUACAAUUAUAAUUAAAAAGUGUAAACUUAUGGAUAUUAAUUAUUAUUUAAACUAUUUUUUUUUUGAUAACGCAUAAUAACUUUUAUCAUUCUAAUAACGUAUUGCGUUAAGAUGUGAGUAGACGUUUAGUAAAUAUACUUAUAUUAUUUAAUAUGUAAUGAAAGUUUGCCAAUCUAUGAUUGCUGUUGAAGCCGGUUUAAAAUAGACAAGCGCACCAGGUAUGCAACGUGCGUUUUAAAAUAAAAAUUAAAUAUUACAAAUCUUUGUUGAUAAACGGCGUGAAUCUUCUCGCCUCACUUUUCUUUCGCAGAAUUUGGCGGUUUCCCUUAAUAACUUUCAAGUUGCUUUUUUCUAAUUUUCUUUCUUCUGCCUUAGUGGCUCCUCCUUUUUUUUUGCGGUCCCAGCCAGAGUUUUUUUUUAAAGACAAAAUUUUUUGGAGGUUGACGCCAAUAUAGAGGCGAUAGCUAUUCUUGGCCGCCUCUAAUCAUAAUUUCGGAGACAAAAUCAUUUUGAGGCCACCUCCAGCGGCCUCUACCUUCAAGCUGGCUUCGGCCGCCAACUUAGAGAUGGAAAUAUCCCGUCGACCAAUGUGAUAAAAAUAAUUUCACGUUUGUUUUUAAAUUUCGAGCAAAUAGAAUAUUAAUUAGGAAUAAAUGUUAAAAAUUUGACAUCAA
Molecule: messenger RNA, 1843 nt
Organism: Hydra vulgaris (swiftwater hydra)
Lineage: Eukaryota; Metazoa; Cnidaria; Hydrozoa; Anthoathecata; Hydridae
Biological process (GO): cell communication
Cellular component (GO): membrane
Source: RefSeq, a predicted model, not a curated record